AUUGCUUAGAUCUCGACCUCCCUUAACAACUUGAUAUUAUACGCAUUUACCAUGUUACCAUUCUCAAGAUGGACGAAGGAAUGGGAAAUAUGGCAACAGUUGUACACGUUUAGACGAAGUCUGGAACCAGAUCUAUACGACCUAUGAAAACAUCGUUCUGGAAGUAUCUCUCCUCUUACAUGUACGAAUUAUCGACCUCUGCAAAAACCUGAGGAAGUUCAUUCAGGCUGCUACAAAUAAAUUAAGUGAUUAUGUCGAAAAUAAGAAGGUCUACAAAAUCUAAGGACCGCAAAAAGAAGGGACAGGGUGAUGAAAAUGAUGGAAAGGACAGUGCCUUGGCUUAUAAAAUACUCUCAGCAGAUCAGUGCAGAGAGCUUCUUGCCUUGGGAAUCGACAAUAUGCAAAUAAAAUUGUGUGAUAUAUUUACAUUAAAUAACAACUUGACAGACUUGAAAGAGGCAUCCAUAUUGGAUUAUUAUACUGGUGCUGUUUGGUGGGCUAAAGAAAGGUCAUUUACAAAUCAACAAUUGUCAGGAUUUUUUACUAUUGUUCAUAAUUUAUUAGAAAAUAUCAAAGACAAACAUAUGACCAUGGUGGAAAAUUUAAAAGAAUUUCAGAAAAUGAUGGUUGGUAUUGGUGUGGAACAAUCAGUAGUGCCAUCUGGUGGUUUAGAGUUUUUUGAUAUUAAUCAAGCAAAAAUGAUUACAGAAUAUGUUUCCUCAAGCUUAUUUCAACAUUAUAAACUAUAUGAGUUUAUGUUUAGUCAUACACAAGCUGAGGAAAUAAUAGGAACAGAUGUGGAUAUUGAAGUAGCUAUGUCAGCUGAUGUACCAUUUCCACCACCUUUAGAUGAAGGCAUAACAACUAGUAUGUAUGAACAGUUUAUAGCUACACCACCACCCUCUCCAACACCAGAGCCUAAAGAUGAAGAAGUUAUAGAAGUAGAUAUAAGUUCUGUACUACCAGAAGAUGUAAAUAUUUAUAGUGGUCUAACACCAGAUGAUGUUAAAGCUGUUAUAGAAAGUGUUGCUAAAGAUAUGUUAGGUGGACUCAAGUCGGAUGUUUACAAAAAACUUCAGGAAAAAGAAAAUCAAAUUAUAGCAAAAAUCAAUAAAAUCCAUCGAGUUGCAGAAACCUAAUAAACUGUCUUUUCAUAUAAAAUUAUUCCUCUAUGGAUUCUUUGCACAUUUCAUGUUUUCAUUCCGUCCUCACUAUGUAAUUUGUUGCAAUAUGUUGUCUUUCACAGUAGGCUAUUACCUUUAUUCUAUGGGUUUUCUUUUCUGUGUCAAAAAACUUUAUUUAACAUCUGCUUCUACAACUAAGCAGUAUCUUGAUAAUUACUUUCAUGAAAUAACCAGGUAAUUAUUUAGAUUGUACCAUUUACUAAAAAGGUGGUUUACAGUGUACCAGCUGAUUAAAGUCGUAGACCUUGUAGUGUAGGUCAACACAGUUGGAAAUUUUCAAAAAAAACCUUGAAAUGGUUGUUAAAAUGUACAUAGAUUUUUAUUUUUAUAAAAAUGUUUUAAAUUAUCUUAGUGGCUAGUUGUUUCAUAGCGAUUUAGGUUGGUGACCUAGACUAUUGGGUAUCAAAUUAACAUUCAGUAUAUUCAUUUAAUUAAUCUAUGUAUAUUACCAGUUUAUCAUUGUGGUUUGGAGAAAUAUCACCUGUGUAUUUAGAAGUUGUGUUUUAUUAGUUCUUUUUUAUAACAAACUUUGUUAAUUAUGUACAAAAGUAUUUGUAUUGUAGGCUUUCACUGGCUAGCACACCAUCCAAUCGGCAGUUAAAGCAUUGGCUCAUAAAUACAAGCGUUUAACUGAUCAAGUUCAAUUUACUUAUGUCUUUGGAAGAUACAGAAAGGUUUACUUGGAAUGUUUUUAAUAAAUCUGUAUAAGAAUAGAUAUGUAUAAAUCCUGUCUGUGUAAAACACUAUAGCAAUAUAUAUGAAUUAUGUAAAUUAAAGUAUAUAAAUAAUG
This is a messenger RNA of Patella vulgata (common limpet), 1974 nucleotides long. RefSeq names its product ciliary-associated calcium-binding coiled-coil protein 1. The record is from RefSeq and is a predicted model, not a curated record. NCBI's taxonomy places the organism in Eukaryota, Metazoa, Mollusca, Gastropoda, Patellidae. Bases 252 to 1139 code for a protein of 295 amino acids. The transcript is spliced from 9 exons.